Messenger RNA from Rhineura floridana, 3798 nucleotides. RefSeq names its product bone morphogenetic protein 6 (gene BMP6). The transcript is spliced from 7 exons. Gene Ontology annotation, biological process: SMAD protein signal transduction. Gene Ontology annotation, cellular component: extracellular region. NCBI's taxonomy places the organism in Eukaryota, Metazoa, Chordata, Lepidosauria, Squamata, Rhineuridae. Gene Ontology annotation, molecular function: cytokine activity; growth factor activity. The coding region runs from base 869 to 2380 and encodes 503 amino acids. The record is from RefSeq and is a predicted model, not a curated record.
CCUAUCAAAAGAGCGGGAGGCGGGAGGUUGUCCCAGCUGGAUCGUCGUGGUACCUGCGAGCAGCUGCAGCCGCUCACAUUAGUGACUGGAGGCUGCCCGUGCUGACGAGAGGAGAGCGCGCGCAAUUGGGAUUGUCUUGAAAGCUCCCUCAGCUUUCGCGCAAGUCUCUCAGAGAGAACUUGACAGGGAAGCGGCGGGUUGUUUUUUUGCAAGGAAUUUUGACUCCUAGGGAGAAAGGGUGUGGGAGGAAAGUUUUGCUUUUAAAUUAAUUUUAUGUUUGGCAUUUUAUUUUUGGUUUCUCCUUUCUUCAGUCCUUCCCACCCCCAUCUCUGGCAAGAGUUUUUUCUUUCCCUGUCCGAAUUCCAUUAUGUGUGAGGGAUUCUUCCGUAAAUAGGGAACGGAGAUAGGCGGGUUGCUUUCCCCCUUUUCCUUCUGGCUUGCUCUUGGCGUAGGGGAACAGGCGCAAACAUACUGCCGGCUAUCCUGGCUUAGGAGAAAAACAGACGCCAAGCAGAAUUAGAUCAACUGGCGGGCAGGAAACCUCUGUAACAAGAACGUGAGCUAUAGUCUGUGUGUGUAAGUGUAACGUGAGGACAUUUUUUACCUGGGCAGGACAUUUUUUUCCCCUGUCGCCCCAGGAGAGAAGGCUGUGGCAGAGACCCCCUUGCAGCUCCCCUGAGGGGUAGGGCUGAAGGGGGGAUGGGUUUAACGACUAUGAAGGAGGCUCCCACCCCUCACCUUCCUCUCCAAUGAAUUAAACCCCCCCCCCGAACCCGAGAGAAGGGGGUGAAGAGAGACAGCUUCCAAGGCAGGCCUUAGCCAUAAGAUAAGUGAGCGGCGGCAGGUAGAAGAGGCGGGUGGAAAAGCGAUGCCUUUGAGGCUGCGCUGGCUUUGGUGGUGGGCGCUGGUGUGCAGUAGCUGCUGCUGUUCCCCGCCGCCUGUGCUGCCUCUCCUGCCCGCCGCGGGGGCGCUGCUCCCGGGCAGCAGGAGCGCUGCAGGCGAGCAGCUUCAGGCGCCGGUCACCACCUCCUCGUCCCCGGCGGGCUUUCUCUACCGGCGCCUCAAGUCCCACGAAAAGCGAGAGAUGCAGAAGGAAAUUCUGUCCGUGCUGGGCUUGCCUCACCGUCCCCGGCCCGUGCAUGGAUUGCUGCAGCAGCAGCAGCAGGAGGAAGAGGAGCAAGGAGUUUCCUUUCCCCACCAGCAACAGCCGCGGCGGCAACACUUGGUGCCCCCUCCAGGCAGGCUGAACUCGGCUCCUCUCUUCAUGCUGGAUCUGUACAAUACUCUGUCCAGCGAGGAGGAAGAAGAGGAUGAGGAGGGAGCGGAGUAUCGCAGGAGGAGCCAGGAUCUCUCAACUGCGCGCCCGUUGCAGCGGAAAACGCUCCUCAGUCACCACCCAGGAUCCCCCUCUGGCGGCAACGGCGGCUCCCCUACCUUGGCCACCUCACAGGACAGCGCUUUCCUCAGUGACGCUGACAUGGUCAUGAGCUUCGUCAACCUGGUUGAAUAUGACAAGGAAUUCACACCUUAUCAGCGACACCACAAGGAAUUCAAGUUUAAUUUGUCUCGGAUUCCAGAGGGAGAGGCUGUUACUGCUGCUGAGUUCCGAAUCUACAAGGACUGUGUCUUUGGAGGCUUUAAAAAUCAAACCUUUCUGAUUAGCAUCUAUCAAGUAUUGAAAGAACAUCAGAACAGAGAUUCAGAUCUGUUUUUGCUGGACACCAGAGCAGUAUGGGCCUCAGAAGAAGGAUGGCUCGAGUUUGACAUCACUGCCACCAGUAACAUGUGGGUGAUAAACCCUCAGCAUAACUUGGGACUCCAGAUGAGUGUGGUGACCAGGGAUGGUCUCAGUAUAAACCCUAGAGAAGCAGGACUAAUAGGUCGAGAUGGCCCUUAUGACAAACAGCCUUUCAUGGUGGCUUUUUUCAAAGUGAGCGAAGUUCAUGUUCGAACUGCUAGGUCAGCCCCCAACAGGCGCAGGGAACAGAGUCGAAACCGCUCUACCCAGCCUCAAGAUGUUUCCAGGGUAUCUAGUAUCACAGAUUACAACAGCAGUGACUUAAAAACAGCUUGCAGGAAGCAUGAACUUUAUGUUAGCUUCCAGGACUUGGGAUGGCAGGACUGGAUAAUUGCACCAAAGGGCUAUGCAGCAAACUACUGUGAUGGAGAAUGUUCUUUCCCACUUAAUGCUCAUAUGAAUGCCACAAAUCAUGCCAUCGUACAAACUUUGGUUCAUCUAAUGAAUCCAGAGAAUGUUCCUAAGCCAUGUUGUGCCCCUACAAAACUGAAUGCAAUAUCAGUUCUUUACUUUGAUGACAAUUCCAACGUCAUUUUGAAAAAAUACAGAAAUAUGGUGGUAAGAGCUUGUGGAUGUCACUGAUAACAAGUUCUCUACAGAAAGACCUGUUGUGCCGUUCUAAAUGACUUCCAUCCAGUGCCUCAAAGGGAAAAAUUCAAUGCUUUUAGAACAGUGUUUGUGCCUUAAGGAGGAAUUUUUAAAAAAGUAAAAGCAAGGAACUCCAAUGCUACUUGUUCUUGUAAAGUAUUUGCACAAUGAUGACUUUUUGGUUUUACAAUUUCUAAAUACACCAGAGAAAACUGUAAAGUGCGGAUCAUGCUGAUGCAGCAAAGGUACAGACAAAAUGCUGUUUUGAUCUUCAAUUCAGUCUUACUAAGCAGGCAGUCAUCAAAUCCUGGUUAAUGCCACAAAGAAGCAGUGGAGUUUGUAUUGAGAAAUGGAAUGCAUUAUUCAAGGCUAAACUACAUCUAUGUGUAGACAAAUCAAGGUAUCCUUACUUAAGUUUAGAGGCUUGCAAGUGAGAAUUUUGAUCGCCAAGGUAAGGAAGUGCCUUGCAUUGUAUUAACUGCUGCACUUGGGUGUCUGCCCAGGAGAUAAAGCAACACACUUGCUCUGUUUAAAACAGAAUUUGUCUCUUGCCCUUCAACACUGAACAUAACUGGCAAUGUGCUCUUAAUGGCUAUUACAAAAUUCAUUAGGGAAGACUACCAGGUUCUCUGUGUUGUAGAGGUUAAAUUGUUCAACAGGCUGAUGUUUGUACUCUUGUUUGAAAAGCAGUUUCUAUGUUUGCACUCCACAGCUCCCCAUUGCUAAUUCUGAUCUCUGUGUGUGCGUGUGUACGCACACACACACCACAGACUUUCUGAUGAACAAGCAAAAUGUAUGUUUGACUAUCCACUUGUAAAUUGGAUACUGAAUGGACAUACUCAAGGCACUGGUUAAAACAGGAUUCUCAAAACAUGGUAAUACUCUUUUUAAAAAAUCUUUUGUAAUCUCCUAAAAUGGAAGGGAAAAUCUUAUUGCUCUACAAAACAAUAUAUCAAGGUGUAUCACCGGGAAGGGGGGGGGGAGGAAGAGAAUGCAGGAGACCUGGUUUGCACUUAUUGGUGGAGUUGCGAGUGAUCUAUCCCACUGUCCCGAUUAAAAACACUCUUUGUAUAAUAUUUCUGAUAUCUGGCUCCACACAAUAGAAAUGUCUUCCUAAGCAAGAAAACAUGCACUUCCCUUUGACUACUUUGCUUUUUAAAAGGCUCUUGUAAAUAAAUGAAAAUGAUAAUUUAUUGCAACUGUCAGAUACAUUAAUUGUUGAUAUACCAUUUAGCAAGACCAAGUUUUUUUUAAAAAAAAGAUUUAUUCAGAAAUUGUGUGUGUGUAAACAAUUGUACCACUUGAUUUUGUACAAGAAAUCAUGAGUCGCAGCCCAGCCUGCUCAUGAGAUUGUGCUUCUUUAGUUUUUUAAAAGUCAUCAUGAUGAAUAAAGGCUCCCUUUAAGGCAGAAA